Molecule: messenger RNA, 681 nt
Organism: Plasmodium malariae
Lineage: Eukaryota; Apicomplexa; Aconoidasida; Haemosporida; Plasmodiidae
Source: the annotation of a RefSeq genome assembly
UAUUUCAUUUUUAUUAAUAAUUAUGUCAUUAUGAAAUUAAUUAUUUCUUUAAAUUUUUGCAUAUAUACUUUGUUUUUUUAGAGUAUGUUUUAUAAAUAUUUAGAUGAGAAUUAUGAUGUUAAUGGAAAAUUAUAUCCAAUAACUUGUCUUUUACUAGCAAUAUAUAAACGGGGGAAUCGUUCUAACGCGAUAUGGAUAAAAGAACUUAUAUCAAGUAAAGGAAGGUACGUAAAAAAAGAUAGGUGUAAUGAAAAAAUAACUAAAACAGAUAAGUGUUCAUUAAACAAUGGAGAAAACUAUAGAGCAUCUAGAAGAAGUGAGCCUUGCAUAAACAGUGGAGGGAAUCUAUAUUGUGAAAAAAAAAUAUUUGAAAAAUUAUUUUAUAAAAAUACAGUUAGGUAUGUAAUGAAUGAUGAUUUUAAUUUUUUAAAAGAAUGUAUAAAAGUAAAAUUAUUUGGGAUUUUUAUUUUAGGUAGCUUCAAGGUAUUAGUUGGAAUCGCAUUACUUGUCUUAGGAAAAUUGGGUUAUAUGGCUAAAACCUCUAUUUGGUCAAACAUUGUAUUUUUGAUCUUUACACUUAUAAUUGGAGCAGCAAUGUUUUAUCUGCACAGAAUGGUUGUAAAAUAUCUAUAGAGUUUAGAAAAUAAAAGUAAUAUUCAUAAGACUAUGUAUCCUUCUUUA